AUGGCUAGCCCCUCUGUACUAGCUUUCGAUGCUGAGGGCCGCCCACUGAAGUUUGAGACCUGGCUCGAUGACCUGCACCUAUUCCUCCAGCUCACUGCCAAGGAGGAUAUCUCACUGUACGAUCACGCGCUAGGCAAUGCUGCUGCCCCUGCUGCUACUGCUGACAGUACUGCCCGUUCACAGUGGCAGACUCGUGACGCCCACGCUCGCUUUGCUAUUCGCAACUCCCUGCCGGUAGAUGAGCGCGAGCACUUUGGCCAGCACAAAACUGCGCAGGCACUGUACACUGCUGUAGUUGCACGCUACUCCUCACCUGCCUCUGCUGCGCUAGGCCGUCUCUCGCUCCCCUACCUGUUCCCAGACCUGUCCGCGUUCGCCACAGUCGCUGACCUCACCACGCACCUCCGCACUAGUGAGGCUCGCUUCCGUGCCGCUAUGCCCGCUGAGUUUCUUGCCACCCACCCCCCCCCGCUCUGGCUCACUCUCUACCACCUUGUCACCCGUCUCCCUGACUCUCUUCGUGCGGUCAGGGACCACUUCCUCGCUCGCUCCCCCACUGAGCUCACCAUAGACCUGCUCGAGAAGGAACUGCUUGCAGCUGAGACUAGCAUAGUCGCUGUAGCUGCCUCUCGUGGCGACCCCCGCACCCCUUUCUUCGAGGGGUGUUCCCCUUCCCCCCUUCUCCCCUCUGUCGCCUCUGCUGCUGCUGUCGACCUAGUUGGUACUGAGCAGGUCGGGACUGCGUCCGCUCCGAGCUGGCGCCGCAGCGGCAAGGGCAAAGGGGGCAAGGGAGGUGGAGGUGACGGCGGGGGAGGUGGUGGUGGGGGCGGUGGCGGUGGUGGGGGUGGUGGCGGGACUGGAGGGGCUAGUGGCAGCGGUGGGGGUGGAGGCGGCAGCAGCGGAGGAGGUGGCCGUGGUGGGGGCGGUGGUUGGGGAGGUGGUGGACGCGGAGGCGGCAGAGGCGGUGGUGGUCGAGGUGGUGGCGGCGGCGGUGGUGGUCGUGGAGGCGCUGGCGGUGGCCAGAGCCAGCAGCACACUCCGUCCUGUACGUACGUCAUCCGCACUGGUGACCGCACUGGCCAGACGUGUGGGAGGGCGCACACCACGCAGCGCUGCUUCUCCCGCCUUGACGAUGCUUGGCGCACUCAGUUCCCUGCUGCCACUGAGCUGCCCCGCUGGGCUGACCUGAUGAAGAAGAACAUUGAUAUCUAUGCUCUUGACUUUGAUGCUAUUCUCACUGCCAUUGACGCUGCCGCUCUAGGUGCUUGCGUGUCUGCUGCCCCAGGUGCUGGUGAGGCUGCUGCUCUAGGUGCUUGCGUGUCUGCUGCCCCAGGUACUGGUGAGGCUGCUGCUCUAGGUGCUAGUGAGUCUGCGCCCCCUGGUACUGAGUCCACUGAGGCACUGCACACCUUCACUCUAGACUCAGGAGCUUCUCGCUGUUUCUUUCGUGACCGCACUGCCCUUGAGCAGCUUGCCCGGCCAGUUGCUGUCUCCCUUGCUGACCCCUCUGGGGGUCCGGUCAUUGCGACCUCCUCCACUGUCCUUCCUUGUCCUGCGGUUCCGUCGGGCACACUGUCCGGUCUCCACCUCCCCUCGUUCUCUACGAACUUGGUGGCGGGUUGUGCGCUCCAGGACGGGGGUGUCCACCAGUUCACCCCUGCCUACGAGCGCGUGACACACUGCACGUGUGCUCGGACGGGCCGUCACCUGGCUACCUUCACUAGGCAGCCGGGGUCGGACCUGUACACACUGACCACUGAGUCCCCUCAUGUAGCUACGUCUGCGUCUGCGUCAGGUCAGCUGUCUGCCCCCUGCUCGUGUCGCUCUCUCGCGCACGAGACUGUCCUCUGGCACCACCGCCUUGGUCACCCGUCAGUGCAGCGCCUUCGUGCCAUGCACAAACGGUACCUUGUCUCUGGUCUUCCCCGGGUACUCCCUCCCCUCCCACCCUCGCCCGCUCCUCCCUGUCUUCCUUGUGUCGAGGGGCGGCAGCGCGCCGCUCCUCACUCCUCCUCGUUUCCCCAGACGACUGCUCCCUUGCAGACGCUCCACAUGGACGUGUGGGGCCCAGCCCGCGUCCGUGGACAGGGUCAGGAGAGGUACUUCCUGAUCGUUGUUGACGACUACUCGCGCUACACCACGGUCUUCCCCUUGCGCACCAAGGGUGAGGUCCCUUAUGUUUUGAUCCCUUGGAUCCGCGCUUCUCGUCUCCAGCUCAGCGAGCGGUUCCACUCGGACUUUCCUGUCCUGCGUCUGCACUCAGACAGAGGUGGUGAGUUCUCCUCCGACCUCUUGGCAGCCUACUGUGCGGAGCACGGUAUCCGCCAGUCGUUCACGCUUCCGGCCUCUCCACAGCAGAAUGGGGUUGCUGAGCGCCGCAUUGGCUUGGUCAUGGAGGUCGCUCGUACCUCCUUGAUCCAUGCGGCUGCCCCCCACUUUCUGUGGCCGUUUGCGGUCCGGUACGCGGCGCAUCAGCUCAACCUCUGGCCCCGUGUCUCCUUGCCGGAGACCUCGCCCACACUGCUGUGGACGGGGGAGGUUGGCGAUGCGUCGCGUUUCUGGGUCUGGGGAUCUCGAGCUUUUGUCCGCGAUACGUCAGCGGACAAGCUCUCCUCUCGCGCUGUUCCCUGUGUCUUCCUUGGCUUUGUCCCGGACGCGUCUGGUUGGCAGUUUUACCACGCCACCUCGCGCCGUGUCCUGCCCUCUCAGGACGUCACUUUUGACGAGUCGGUGCCCUACUACCGCCUCUUCCCCUACCGCACUGCCCCGCUCCCCCCCCCGCCUCUCUUCCUCGCGCCAGGUGCUGCUGUGGUAGACCCCCUCCUCCCUCAGGGUGCCGCUCCCUCAGGUGCUGCUGGUGCUGGAGCUGCUGGAGGUGGUGCUGCUGCUGGCGCUACUGGAGGUGCUGCUGGUCCUGGCGCUGCUGGAGGUGCUGCUGGUGCUACUGGAGCUGUUGGAGGUGCUGCUGGUACUGGUGCUGCUGGUGCUGGUACUGCUGGAGCUGCUGGAGGUGCUGCUGGUGUUGGAGCUGCUGGAGCUGCUGCUGGUCCUGGUGCUGCUGGUGCUGGUACUACUGGAGCUGCUGGAGGUGCUGCUGGUGUUGGAGUUGCUGGAGCUGCUGCUGGUCCUGGUGCUGCUGGUGCUGGUACUACUGGAGCUGCUGGAGGUGCUGCUGGUGCUGGAGCUGCUGGAGGCACUGCUGCUGCUGGCGGUGCUGCUGGAGGUGCUGCUGGUGCUGGAGCUGCUGGGGCUGCUGGUCCUGGAGGUCCUACUCCUCCCUACUGA
This is a messenger RNA of Closterium sp. Naga37s-1, 3285 nucleotides long. The record is from the annotation of a GenBank genome assembly. NCBI's taxonomy places the organism in Eukaryota, Viridiplantae, Streptophyta, Zygnematophyceae, Desmidiales, Closteriaceae.